Messenger RNA from Dentiscutata heterogama, 585 nucleotides. The record is from the annotation of a GenBank genome assembly. Lineage: Eukaryota; Fungi; Glomeromycota; Glomeromycetes; Diversisporales; Gigasporaceae.
AUGACGACAACGAAGUCAGAAUGCAGUGUUUGCUGUGAAGACUACACAACUGUUCAAUUAAUUUCGUCCGUUUGUGGUCAUAAUGACCUUUGCUCUACUUGCAUAAAGCGACACAUUGAAGCAGAAUUGAAUACUAAAGGAAGUGAAAUUCAAGUGCGUUGUCCAAAAUCUCGCUGUAUGAUAGAAUUGACUUAUGAUGAUGUAAAAAGAUUGGCUCCAAAAGAGUUAUUCGACAGGUACGAUACUCUUCUUUUGCGAGCUGCAAUUCGUAAGCUUCAAGAUUUUCGUUGGUGCAAGGCUCCAAAGUGCGGUUCCGGUCAAGAGCAUACAACCGGAGAUAGAUUACCAAUAAUCACUUGCGAAGCUUGUAGUGCAAAAUCAUGUUUCACUCAUGAUGUUCCUUGGCACACAGGAUUGACCUGUGAUGAAUUCUCCGAGCAAUUGCAGACCAAAGAUUAUGCUGCUAAUCGUGCCUAUUAUGAACGUCAUACUAAACCAUGUCCAAGGUGUAAAAUGUCUAUUGAGAAAAAUAGUGGAUGCGACCAUAUGAGUUGCCGUUGUGGUUAUGAAUUUUGUUGGCUGUAA